Messenger RNA from Laetiporus sulphureus 93-53, 1130 nucleotides. RefSeq lists its product as uncharacterized. The record is from RefSeq and is a predicted model, not a curated record. Bases 157 to 948 code for a protein of 263 amino acids. NCBI's taxonomy places the organism in Eukaryota, Fungi, Basidiomycota, Agaricomycetes, Polyporales, Laetiporaceae. The transcript has 3 exons.
ACUGGGAGAACGAUCUCAACCAUCGUCACAACCUCGCUGGUAGAUUCUCGGAGACUUGCCUUAUCGGGAUUGUUUCAUCACAACCCACGUGGCCAAAGCCCACCGUCCCCGCAGAAUUCACGGGCAACCCUCUCAUGCUCCUCAUGACCGUCCGCCAUGUCCAGCGUGCUGCAGUCGUCCUUGUCAUCGAGCUCCACGUCGGCUUCUCCAUCGAGCACGUCGAGUGAUUCAUCCAAUUCUAGUGGCGGAUCCUCCGGUGAUCCUUCAUCGUUAUAUUUGUUCACCUUCCUUGCGACUCUGUUUCUCCUAUUAUUCGUCUCAGGUGCUAUUGUGCUGCGGUCGUUCAUCGUGCGCAGGCGCUUCCGCCGGAGAAUAGAGGAGGCACUCGCAGCCGGUGUCCUCUUGACGCCACCUUUUGAGCCGUCGUUCCUGCAGAGGAGACUAGAGAAGCCCAUCCUUUGGGAUGCAGCACUGACACCGGCGUCGGACGAGGAGUGGAGAGAUUUAUUGCCCAUUGGAGCAAAGAUCACGAAUGUGCAGCCCAGUAUCACAGAGGGCGGCACCCCCUCCGCUAGGGAACAAGAGGAUGCUCAGUCGCAGUGGUCCAGCCUCGGCAUCCUACGACGUCCCUUCGCACGCAGGCGUGUGACCUCGUCUUCCCUCCUCAUACCCCCAGAUCCACCGCCGCCGCAAUUGCUCAGCGGACCGUCCAUGACCUCCAUUUCCUCCACCGAAGAUAUGCUGGCCCGUGCCACAGAGCUGCAGGUCUCCCUCCUCGUUGCGAUGCCCAAUCCCCAUCGGCCUACGUAUAUACCAGAAGCAAAGGACCAGUCCAUAUCAGCGAAGGGCAAGAAGCGGAGCAUAUCAUCGUAUUGGGAUGAGGAUGAGGAAGGAGUGCCGGACGUCGCCCUUGGGAUUAGUCGCGUCCCAUGCAGAGGGUCGGGAUGACACUGAUGCUGGUAGUGGUCCGCAGGUAUCAUACCACAUAUUGUAUUUACCACACCCCGGCCCGCUUAGAGUGUUGUAUUCAUUUGUACGCUGCGGAGGCUUCUAUGUACAUUAUUUUGUCACCGUACGUUAUUUGCAUAGAUGAUAUGCGAGUUCUAAGGGAAUUAUUGUCACCUCCCGUC